AUUCUUUAAAUCACCUCCAUAAUUUCUAAAACCCUACCGCAACCCUCACGAACUGAUCGCACUACCUUGCUCUGCUGCUCUCUGCAAGAUUGAAGGCCAUGGCACCGCUGGAGGAAGAAACCGCAAAGAAAGUCAUUCGUCAGGUGGAAUUCUAUUUCAGUGACAGUAACCUCCCAAGAGAUAAGUUUCUGAAGAAAACCAUCAGCGAUAGUGAUGAUGGGAUGGUGAGUUUGGCAUUGAUUUCCUCAUUUUCUCGGAUGAGGGGUCACUUGGGCUUGGGAGAUGCCAAACCAGAAGAUAUACCCGAAGACACUAUUAAGGCUGUGGCUGAAACUCUGAGGACCUCUUCUUUUCUUAAAGUCUCGGAGGAUGGGAUGAAGGUUGGUAGAGUUACUGAGCUUGCAAAGCCUGAAGAGGUCAUUGAACAAUUAGAUAAUCGAACAAUUGCUGCUUCACCUCUUGAAUAUGAUGUUAAGCUAGAGGAUGUGGAAUCAUUCUUUGGACAAUAUGCUAAGGUUAACAGUGUGAGACUACCUCGCCAUGUGGCCGACAACAGAUUGCUUUGUGGCACUGCAUUGGUUGAAUUUUCCAGUGAGGAAGAAGCUGCAAAACUUUUGAAGGAAACCCUGACCUAUGCUGGCAUUGAAUUGGAACUGAAGCCAAAAAAGGAAUUUGAUGCUGAAAGAGCCAAGGAAGAGGAGGAAGUGGUCAAGAAUCGACCACAAGGUGGUACAAACCGCAAAGACAAUGCCAAUGUCAAUGCCAAACCUGACUACCCCAAAGGCUUGAUUAUUGCAUUUAAAUUGAAGAGCAUAUCUGGAAAAGAUUCUGCUGAAGAAAAUGCCAAUGCAACGAACAAUAAUGCAGAUGCAACUAGUAAAGAUGUGGAAGAAAAUACGGCACAAGCUGUUUCAGAAGAGCCGGGAAAAGGAGUUUCUGAUGAUGCUUUAGAGAUGGAGGAUGCUGAGAACAACGAAGAGAAGGAAGCAAAUGAAACUGGUGACCAAGAAACCGAAGAUGCUGAAAAAUCUGCAGACAUCCCAGAUGACAAGGAAGCCGAAGCCUCUCCUGAAGGAAAGACAGACAUUGCAGCACUCAAGGACAGCAAGGAUGUUGUUUCAAGGGAGGAUCUAAAAGCUAUCUUCCGAAAGUUCGGCACUGUUAAGUUUGUUGACUUCAAGAUUGGCAUCGAGUCUGGAUACAUAAGAUUUGAAGAUGCUGAAGCCGCACAGAAAGCUCGGGCUGCUGCUGCAAUUUCUGAAGACGGCGGUAUAACAGUGAAAAAUUUUAUUGCGAUUCUAGAUCCUGUAACAGGUGAUGCAGAGAAGGAAUACUGGAGCUUGCUUCGUAGUAAUCAGGAUAAGCACCGUGACAACAGGAACAGCUACAACCGGGGAAGGGGAGGGAAGUUCAACAGAGGUGGUAAGAAUUUCGGGGGGAAGCAUUCUCGUUCAAGGGGGAACGAUGGCGGAAAUCGCCCUAACAAAGUUCAGAAAGUUGGAGCUACUUAAGAUGAGGAGAUAGUAGCCAGCAAUUUUGGGCAUUUUGGUACUGCUAAACUUAUAUCUUAAGCUAUUUCUUUUUGUCAGUAUGUUAUAACUCAGCUGCAGAAUUUAUCUAUUUACUGUUACUCCUUUCUGUU
Messenger RNA from Andrographis paniculata, 1642 nucleotides. RefSeq names its product la protein 1. The transcript has 10 exons. The coding region runs from base 99 to 1511 and encodes 470 amino acids. Gene Ontology annotation, cellular component: nucleus. The record is from RefSeq and is a predicted model, not a curated record. NCBI's taxonomy places the organism in Eukaryota, Viridiplantae, Streptophyta, Magnoliopsida, Lamiales, Acanthaceae. Gene Ontology annotation, molecular function: mRNA binding. Gene Ontology annotation, biological process: RNA processing.